AUGUUGUUUGUGGUGAUUUUUCUACUAAGCGUCACCAGUGCUCAAGGCGGUUGGUAUGACAGAUAUGUUAAAUUCUUCAACGAAACACUGCCAAACAACAGUACACUCAUGGAGAUGUGGAGGACACACUUAAAGUUGUGGGAGCAGAAUGGCAGUCGCAGCAAAAGGUACCCAAUCCCAAGCUUUGAGUGUCAUAAUACACACCCACAUAACGGUCAUCAUGCUACAAGUGUUCAUGAUCUUCACCCUGGAGACAUUCGUAUCAUUGCUGCAAUGGGAGAUUCACUUACGGCUGGUAAUGGAAUUCUUGCCUCAAAUAUUAUUGGAGAUUUCAUAGAAUACAGAGGCCAAGUAUGGAGCAUUGGUGGCGAUGGAGAUCUGAGCAACACCAUAACACUACCAAACAUUCUGGAGAAAUUUGGUCAGUUCCUUUGGGGUCAGUCUUACGGAACAGGAGGUGUCGGAUCUACAAACUCAAUGCUUAACUAUGCCGAUCCUGGUGACGUGUCCUCAAAUAUGCCGGGACAGGCUAAUGCAUUGGUGCAAAGACUGAGGACAGAUACGCACGUGCGAUUCAAUGACGACUGGAAAGUAGUGACGUUGUUCAUUGGUGGAAAUGAUCUGUGCGAUUAUUGUCACGACCAGAAUGGCUAUUCAGCUGCUAACUACAUUCGACACAUUCGAGAUGCUUUGGAUAUUUUACAUCGAGAGGUUCCUAAAAUGUUUGUUAACCUGGUAGAGAUAUUUGAUAUCGCUCCCAUUGCAGCCAUGGAUGGAGGGUUUAUUUGCAAUCUUGUUCACAAUGUUGUAUGUGACUGUGGACAUAACAAGGCUAACUCUCAGAUGCUGAGAAACGCUGCUCUGGCUUAUCAACAAGAACUCAGGAAUCUCGUCAACUCCGGACGAUAUGACACACGAGAUGACUUUACCGUCGUCCUUCAGCCCUUCUUCAAGAACACUGAACCACCUACCUUAGGCACUGGUUCCAUUGACUUGAGUUUCUUUUCUCCCGACUGCUUCCACUUCAGCCAAAAGGGUCAGUUUGCGGCCGGCCUUUCACUCUGGAAUAACAUGUUGGAAGCUCCCAAUUAUAAACAAGAGCAGUGGCAUUUGUACGGGGACUUCCAUUGCCCUGGAACGCAUGCUGGCCACGACCACUCUUUCUUUACCACGUACAAAAAUUGAAAAAUAUUUUCCUAAGGAAAAACUGAAC
Saccostrea echinata is the source of this 1213-nucleotide messenger RNA. Its product is annotated as phospholipase B1, membrane-associated-like. The record is from RefSeq and is a predicted model, not a curated record. Lineage: Eukaryota; Metazoa; Mollusca; Bivalvia; Ostreida; Ostreidae. Bases 1 to 1185 code for a protein of 394 amino acids. Gene Ontology annotation, molecular function: glycerophospholipase activity. Gene Ontology annotation, biological process: phospholipid metabolic process. The transcript is spliced from 13 exons.